This is a messenger RNA of Coniophora puteana RWD-64-598 SS2, 723 nucleotides long. RefSeq names its product ribosomal protein L22. Gene Ontology annotation, cellular component: mitochondrial large ribosomal subunit; ribosome. The transcript is spliced from 5 exons. NCBI's taxonomy places the organism in Eukaryota, Fungi, Basidiomycota, Agaricomycetes, Boletales, Coniophoraceae. Bases 1 to 723 code for a protein of 240 amino acids. The record is from RefSeq and is a predicted model, not a curated record. Gene Ontology annotation, molecular function: structural constituent of ribosome. Gene Ontology annotation, biological process: translation; ribosome assembly.
AUGCAGUCGCUCAAGUCGGGCGUGUCCUUGGUGAGCCGGAGUCGGCAGGCGUCUAUCAUCAAGCAUACAUCCUCUCAAAUCCAACAGCCAUGUAGCAGAGGCAUGGCAGGAUUUAAUGGCCCACUUGACUGGGUCAGACAAAAGUUCUCUCCGCAGUUCAAGGUCCCCGAGCGUCCCAAGCCCCCGUCCACCACCUUUGACGAGGAAACCUGCCAAGCAGGCAAGUCUUCACCUGUUUUCGUAUCAAAGUGUCUAAAUGUAGCUUGGUAUACGCAGCACAAAUUCUCGACCGCCAACUUCAAGAUUUCGCAUCGCAAACUGAAUAUGCUUGGCCAACAAAUUUCGGGGAAGCCUAUAGACUACGCGAUCAUGCAGAUGCAGUUCAGCGAGAAGCGGGCGAGUAAACGCAUAAAGAGCAUGCUUGCCACUGCCAAGCACCAUGCUACGUACUACAAGAACAUGGAGACCUCAAAGCUUAUUGUUGCCCAAGCCUGGGUGACAAAAGGACCUCGGACCUUGAAACGCUUAGAACCCAAAGGUCGCGGCAAGUAUGGCAUACGUGUACAUCCAGAUUCUCGCAUGCAUGUCAUUCUGGAGAAGGGCAGGACGGCUGAGGAGAUUCAGAAAGCGGAACGGGAACGCAAGCUGAAGCGGAUCGUUUCCGCUGGCCUAGUUCGGGAGGAUGUUCCGCUGAGGAACCCAGCUGGUGUAUGGCGAUGGUAG